Molecule: messenger RNA, 4059 nt
Organism: Pygocentrus nattereri (red-bellied piranha)
Lineage: Eukaryota; Metazoa; Chordata; Actinopteri; Characiformes; Serrasalmidae
Gene: rftn2
Product: raftlin family member 2
Exons: 9
Coding region: 437-1747 (436 amino acids)
Source: RefSeq, a predicted model, not a curated record
UUCUCCGUUCCUCCUCAGCCUCAAGGUUAGAUCACUUUUCUUUUUUCCCCUUUUUUUUAAGCUGCCUUUGGUGGCGGCUUUAAACUGGCAGCAGUUUCUUCCUUCGCAGAUUUGAAGAGAGUUCAAGUUAACAGGCUGCAGGUCGAUUAUAAACAGCGGGGACAUUUGGAUUUAACAACAGUUGUCCAAGGAUUAGCAAACUUUAGGGCUCCCCCCCCGAAAUACCCUCGAGUUUACGUUUCCCUCAAGAGGACUUGGUGAAUUUUUGCUGCUCUGUUGUUUGGACUGGAGUCUGUAAACUCCUCCAGGUGUCUUUGUUGCUCCACUGUCGUGUUUACUCGGAUUAAUCUGCUGGAGGAUGCUACUGCUCCUGCAGCGGGCGCGUUAAACUCCUCCCGCCGCCGGACUCCGAGCUCCUUCCCGCGGUCCCGCCACGAUGGGCUGCGGGCUGCGGAAACUGGAGGACCCUGAGGACAGCAGCCCGGGGAAAAUCUACUCCACUCUGAGGAGACCGCAGGUCGAAACCAAAACAGACACCGUCUACGAGUACGUGCUGCUGGACUUCAGCUUAGAAGGCAGUCGACCCACGGUGCAGUAUCUGUCCUCUCUGUGUGAGCUGCCUCAGGCCCUGCAGCCCUACUACACUCAAGGCUAUGUGCUGGCUGCCCUGCAUCCCAUCAUCCUCUCUGUGGGCCGCACACGCUCACUGCCAUGCAGCCUGCUCUACCGUGCCAUCUUGACCAGGCCACGACCAAGCAAGCAUGCUGUAGCCAUGGUCCACAGUGUACCAGUGCUGAGGGUAGAGGAGUGGCCACUGCCUGGAGACUCCCUGACCAGUGACACUGUGAGAGCUCUCGUAGACCGGGUGAACAGCAUUGCUCGGGGAGGUGUGCGGUUUGUGGGUUCAGUGCUUCAGCAGGGUGGAGGAGGAGGAGGAGUAUGUAAUGGCAGGAUGGCGAGUCCAAGACGUGGCUGCCGCUCCCCACCACGCACCCCACCAGGAGACAGAGAGGUGGAGGAUGGAGACUACAGCCCAGAUCUGAGGCUUCUGGUGCUGUUCCACUCCUGGGCUCCGGGCUGCGCUCCACUGGAUGCCCUGGCCUGCUGCUACCACCAGGGUGCGCUGUCUAUGCGUGUGUCCAGGAAGGGCCAAGUUGUUAGCGGCCUGGAGGCUGAUUGGCUGGAACUGACCGCAGCCUACUACCGCAAGGGCUGGUCAUUAGUGGACUCAUUUGUGUACUGGGACACACCCAAAGGUGAGCCAGUGCCCAGAUCUUUAGAGGGUUUGUUUGUUUAUGAGGAGAGGAGCUCUGCACCUCCGGCCAACGACACCAUCGUAGUGGAGCAGUGGACAGUUAUUGAGGGCUCUGAUGUAAAGACAGAUUAUGGGCCACUCCUUCACACUCUGGCUGAGUUCGGCUGGUUACUGACCUGUGUGCUGCCCACACCGAUCAUCCGUCAUGACAGUGAGGGAAAUCUCGCAACAAAACAAGUGGUGUUCUUGCAGAGGCCUGUUAAAUCCCAGUCACUGCGGAAACACGGUGAGGUGGGCUCUGUACGGAGAGAUGUGGUCAGUCACUCUGUGAGUCGAGGAGUUGGAGUCCCUCACGCAGAGGAACUGUCCCCAUGUUCAGGGGGCAUCGGAGGUUUCCCAGUAUUUGGAGGGGGCUACCCCAGUGCCCUGUCCCAUCUGGAGGAAGGGGGCUUUGAGCAGGAUGAUGGGGCAGCCGAGGUUACGUGUAUGUGACCAGCCAGCCUCUACAGCAAGCAGUCUCGACAGUGUCGGAUCAAGUCUGUGUCAACGAUCAAUCAAGUUUGUGAUAUAAAUGGUUUUCUUAAGCUUGACCGUUAGGAGUUAAGCCUUUUUUGCAUUUACUCUGUCCCUGGAAAUGAGUUUUUGCACCCCUAUAUAAGAACUUUUAGCACUUUUUAAAAUUUUUCCUAUGAAGCCAUAACUUCCACAGGAGGUGAAUAUCAUCUCAUUUUUCUGUCUUUUUAUGAUGAACCGCUGUAAGGAAAUAUGCGUCUGACCAUCCCCACCACCUCAGACUUCCUGUAGAAAAUGUACUGUAUGAGUAACACAGUGACCACAACAGGUUUCCAGUGCUGCACAUUCAUUUCCCCUCACAUUUUUAUUUUUUUUUACCCCCUACUAACUCUACAACAGUCAGCACCUGCGUUGACUUGAGGCUAGACACUGGCUCACGCACAGAUCUUUUGCAGGAUGUAAGAUCCUCUGCAGGAUGUAAACAUUUAUGUGGUCUGUUUUUCUGACAUGCUUCUGUUGGUACUUGGGACAUCCAGGCUUUUGCAGUCAAAACACUAUGAGCAUUCCAUCCUCUCUGGGAAGCCAUGGAUUUUGGAUGGGGCUUUCUUGGGACAGGCCUCUUUGGGAAACUUGUUUUUUCACUAUAAAUUGUUCAUACACACAGCCUGGUUCUUUAGCGGGUAGAAAGCAAAAAUGUCUGACACUCAAGGCUGUGUCUGUUGGUCUGCAGCAUUCUGCUGGAGUAGUGCUGUACAUUAAUCACCAGAGGAAUGCUUAUGGAAUUGUUUUGCCUGUACAGUGUUUUGGUCACAGUUCUAAAAGGAAGGUUAUUCACACUGUUAUUACUCCCGCACAGGUUCACUUAUAAAAGCACAGUGUUUUAGUUGAGUAAUAAUCAUCUGGAUAACUCACUGGGUACUGCACUCGUUCAUUUUGGUAUUAAGCAUCACAGUGGCUCUUACUCAUUAAAGUGGCACAUGGUCAAACAAAACUAUCAAUAUCAUCCAUAAUAAAAUUCAAUAUAGAAAAUAUCAGUAAUACUAAUAAUUUGGCCACAUUGUUUACCAGUACAAAAGUGCAUGCGUAUAAGAAUUGCUGCAAUUAUUCAAUUGAAAAGCAUAUUACACUGUGCUUUUGUUUUAUAUUACUGACAUUGCAUAAAAAUACAUAAAUCUACUGCAUAAACAUCUCUUUACAGCAGUAUAAUGUUUAAAUGUUACUGUAGGAAAAUAAUCACUCUUAUCACUGUGCUGAGACAUUUCACAUUUUAAUCUUUCCAGUUGUAAUUUUAACACAAAGUUUGGUCAGUAGGGGGAGCAGUGCACCCAUGGACCUCAAACUCCACCUGUGGCCGCAGCCAUUGGCUCAUCAGCCGCUGAAUGCUGUCAGUUUAUUUGCUCCCUGCUGAAACGUGCAUGAAUUAGGGUGUGUUUCAUGUAAAUGAUAUAGAAAUGAGGUACUGUUAUUCUGGCGCUUGAUUUCACGCACUGAAACAGAUCAAAAUCUGCUUGUUUUUGUACAAAGGUUUCACAGAUCAGGUGCAGAGUAGUUCAUACACCAGUAAAAGCAGUGACAUCUGCACUGUUUGUAUGCAGCUUUGAUGAAUAAGGGCUACUGAACAACUGUUUUUGCUUGCUUUAGUCUGAAAUAAGUGAGCUCCAAGUUAGUAAUGGUGCUACUCAGUGUUAAAACUAGGAAUGCAUCAUUAUUCUGGGUCAAUUCUGAUAUCUUGCAGAUACAUACUGCCAUAUGUAAACAUUUAUACAAUGUAGAAGAUGGAACUAGAUCCACAUCAAUUAGCAUUAUUAAUCAAACAUUUAUUUCUGGGUUACAAAUGUAUUAAAACAAAUAAAAUACUGAUAUUUCAGCACAGCAGCCCAGCGGUUUGAAAUAUCGAUCAAAUCUAAAAGUGUGUUCAAAGCAAGUAUGUUUUUUUUUUUUGUUUUUUUUUUAAAAUAAAUAUCUACUGGUAUUGAUAUGAUUACGAUGCAUCCCUAGUUAAUGUUACGUUCAAAAUCUUGGAAAUGUUAACUUUUUUUGUACUCUGCCCAGAUUUAAUAUUCUUUAUUACUGACAAUGUUUGUCUUUCAGCAAAACCAAUAGGCUAUAGAACAUAUGCUGCUGUAUAUAAAAUUAAUAAGCCAUAGAUUAUUGAGGUCCUUUUUGUGUAAUUUUGAUUUUAUUAAGCCAGUGUUACCUACCAGCUGCAGUAUUUGAAUAUUUGAGCAUUAACUUACCAGUUAUUCUUGGUGUUAAUAUUUUAUUAAACCAUGUAUACCAUCUUCUCACUU